GCUGUCAUUCUCGUCUUGCUCGCCAAAUAUCUCCUCGAUGUGUUCCCGUAGGUAUGCGUCGAACCUCCCGGUGCGCCUUUCAUGCAUGGCCUUUCUCGCUUGGUUCUGCCACCCUUUCUCGUAAGAGCCGUCGCGUAUGUCUUUCCCGAACCUUGAAACGGCAGCUUUGACGUACGUGUCGUCCAGUAUGAAAUCCAUGGCAAGAGGGCAGAGGAGUCUCCCAGACCCAUCAACCUCGUAUUUGCGAUACUGCGGCGGUAAGGUAUCAAUGAUGGCGCGUUUUUCGUCUUCGCUAUAUCUGUCAUUCCACCCUGCAAUACAUGUGAUCAGGAACGCGUGAAUAUCCUUGGUGAUUAUAGGUGAUGUGGAAUUAAGGAUCCGAAGGGACGACCACGGGCCCGUAUUCCGUUUCGGUCUCUUCGA
Messenger RNA from Capronia coronata CBS 617.96, 423 nucleotides. RefSeq lists its product as uncharacterized. Lineage: Eukaryota; Fungi; Ascomycota; Eurotiomycetes; Chaetothyriales; Herpotrichiellaceae. Bases 137 to 340 code for a protein of 67 amino acids. The record is from RefSeq and is a predicted model, not a curated record. The transcript has a single exon.